Symbiodinium necroappetens is the source of this 3408-nucleotide messenger RNA. The record is from the annotation of a GenBank genome assembly. NCBI's taxonomy places the organism in Eukaryota, Dinophyceae, Suessiales, Symbiodiniaceae.
AUGGUCCUCAUCCCGCCGAGCCACUGCAUGAUCUUCAACAUGAGGGAGACCGUGACCCUGGACCACGUCAGAUUCCGUUGGAUCGCGGAACAGUGGUUAACGACCCCUCUGGGACGGGGGAAGAAACCGGAUUUGUCCCACCAGCGACGUACGACAAUCUCCUGUAUCGGCACAGGGGGCUACACCUACCAGGGCAACUGCUUGGUUGUCGAAGAUUGGCGAGUACCUGCAGAGAACAGUGGAAGUGACAGCAUGGACCUCUCACGGGGCAGCUUCUGGGAGUCAGGUUGGACAAUGGCCAGUGCAGGAAACUACUUAUGGGAUGCCUGCGCCUUCUAUGACACCGAGGGCGUCAAUGGUUGCGGUGGAGUAGCAAAGCAGCUUGAGGCGGCCAUGGGCGACCUCAAUGAGCGACUGCAAAUGGAGAAACGUAGGGCCGAGGAGGCCACCCUUGAGAUCUACAACCUCCCCCGGGACUAUUGGAGCGUGAUGGUUAUAGUGGCCCCGGAGUUUAUACAGGAGUUACCACAGGCCAUACCCCACUGGUCCCUAAUGCGAGUAGUGCUCCGCUACCAGUACUUGACGCCGCUCUUCUACAGGAGCCUCUACGCCACGUUCGAAAUGAUGGAGAGCAAGUACGAGAUCCUCCUGGGGCUAGUUCAGGUUUCGUUGAUGGUUAUAGUGGCGCCGGAGUUUCAGGAGUUACCGCAAGCCAUACCCCAUCUGGUCCCAAUAUUAGUUUACAAGGUGUGCGUCCAAGAUCACAGUCACCUGGUCCUCGUGCCUUUCUCCAAGGUCUAUUUGGUCGCGGGUCCACAGGUUGGGGCCACCCUUGCCUACUGGGUCUGUGAAUGCUGGGAGCGUGCCAGGGCCUAUUCGUCUACAACACCUGAGGGGAACUUAUUGGCUACCUUGGCCCGUAGCAUUGAGACCUUGCUACAGCAGCAGCAGCAGGGCGGCAAGUCAGAUCGUCCCGAAACCGUCAAGCCUGGCAUCACUGAUCUCCCGAGCCUUCCUGAAUAUCAACCCACGACUGGCAGCAUCGACCUUUUGAACUGGCUCACUCAUAUACAGCCGAUAAUGCAGGAUCUGUCGGAUACGAGCUAUGCUUGGUGGGAGGCUACAUUGCAAGAAAAGGCUUUGGUGUUGCAAAAGCUUGAAAGACCUGACACCUGCGAGACGGCCUUGCAGGCGGUGGAAGCACUGAGGAAGUGGUCGCUGUGGAGAAGGCGGGCAGCUUCAAUUGGCAUUGCGGAGCCCGAUGCUUCGGUGUUGAUCCAGGGCUUGGACCGCAUCACGACAAAGGUGGAUGUUUGUCCGAGUUCCCAGUCGGUCACGACUUUCUUGCAACACUUGCAGGCCGAGAUGGAACAGCAGGACUGCAAGGCUCCCGGAGGAGCAUUGGCAAAGACUGCUCGUGCAAUGGGCAGCGGGCCUGGUGAGACAGGCUCAACCUCACCCACCAGCUCGGCGCCUGAAGUGGGUCAGCGCAAGGUGAACUUCGAGGAUGAGGUGAUCCAGACUAAGGUCCUCAAACUGCUUGCCGAGGUGCAGGGCAUCCCGCUCUUCAGGUCCGUGACCGAGCGGAUCCAAGGAUGGAGAGAUGGCUUCUUUUCUAUCACUAAGGCUCGACCAGCCCUGUUGGACUCCGGUGCUACUCAUGUUCUUCGGGCCCCACACAAUGAGGAGGAGUGGAAUGAAGCAGCGGAUGUGAGUGUUAAGCUGGCGGGUGAUGCAACGACUACUAUGCGACAGACCUCCACGGGCUCUUUGUUGUCGAGCGACCAGCUGGCCCAGGUGAUUGUCCCCUUGGGAAAGGUGAUUGCUACCCUUGGUUACGAGUUGAACUGGACCUCUCGUUCCUGUGAGCUUGUGGGACCCAAUGGUGAGGUCCUUCCUUUGGUCGUCAAGAAUGGCUGCCCGGAGAUUGGUCAGAAGGCAGCAGCAAGGCUGAUACAGCAGCUCGAGGAGGAGCAGGUUGCUCAGCUUGAAGAUGCCACCCAGGCUUCCCAGAAGGCCUUGAGAACAUUGAAGGCGAGUUGGUGGUCCUACCUCCAGGAGUAUGUUCGGACCCACGACCCCGUUGAGGCUUGUGCUGCGGUGGACAAGGCGUUCUUCUUGGACUAUAAGGAUGAUGUCAAGAGACUUAUGGUCACUAAAACACCGAGGAAUAGCAUUUGGGAGAUGCUGAAGAACCUCUGCGUGAACCGUCGUGGCAGAAAGAAGCUGAUGAAGGCCCACUCUUGGGUCCUACGAUGGGAUCCUCCUACUGUGGAUCGCCCUCGCGAUGCUUUGAAGCACCUAUCCUACAUUAUUGGGAACAUGGUGUACGUCAACAUGAGCAUCCUCUUGAUUGAGAAUGAGUUUGAGGAUGUAUGGAGAGUUGUACAAUGGGCGGCCUUGACGGGCCGAAUCAGCACUAUGGUUGCUCGGGAUGGCACAGGCACCCCGCUCGACAAGGUGAUUGCAGGCCCUCAUCGCAGCAAGUUCCAUUUCCUCCAUGCAUUGGCCUCUGCCUCACGCGAGCUCUUUGGUGGAGGCGUUGUGACACUUUAUGUUGAAAUUGAUGCCCAGCAGUACUUUGAAGAGAUGGGUUUGAUGAAUGUUUCCGUGACCCAGUUUGAAGGUGAUCGGACUGCGAGGCUGGCCAAGUUGAACAGUGAUGCUGAGUGGCGACUUCAUGAGGAUGAGGAGAUCGAGAUUGAUUAUGAGCAUGGCGAAGGGGAUGUGGAUGGUCCUGGCCGUGCUGGCGUCUCUCCUGAAGAGAUUGAGGAGGAGGAGCGACGGUGGAAGGAGUUGCUUGCUACGUUCAAGGAGCCGAUCGCUACUACAACGUUGUACUUUGUUGUCCCGGUGAACAACAAGAGGGCGGCAACUAUGUUACCUGCAGUGCAGAAGAUCGUCAUGGAUGUGAAGGCCCUUGGCUACCCCAUCACUCGCCUUCAUUCAGAUCGAGGAGGUGAGUUUCGAGGGAAUUUGGUGAGGAAGUGGGCUUUGGGACAAGGAAUGUGGCCUACUACCACUUCAGGUUCGGACUCUGCGGCAAAUGGUGUGGCAGAGUCUGGGGUCAGGUUCAUUAAAAGGCGAGCCAGAGUCUUGUUGGACACGGCCGGCAUUGCCAAGGAGAACUGGCCUACCGCAGUGCAGUAUGCGGCUGCACAACAACGCGCUGAUCAACUUGGAGUGUUGCCAUCUAUGCCUGUUGCCUACGGCACCAAAGUGUAUGUCAAGACGAAGCGCUACAAGACUGGGGCGGUCGAGGAUUUCGGCCCCCAUUGGACAAGAGGGCAGUAUGUUGGACCCUCUAGCGACAUCAGGGGCGGCCACGUGAUCUUGAAGGACACCGGGACUUUCAUCCAGACGACCCACGUUCGGGUAACUCGGGAUCCUCCGCCUUUGGAGGAAGUG